Molecule: messenger RNA, 822 nt
Organism: Plasmodium malariae
Lineage: Eukaryota; Apicomplexa; Aconoidasida; Haemosporida; Plasmodiidae
Product: nucleic acid binding protein, putative
Exons: 1
Coding region: 1-822 (273 amino acids)
Biological process (GO): nucleotide-excision repair; DNA replication; double-strand break repair via homologous recombination
Cellular component (GO): site of double-strand break; DNA replication factor A complex; chromosome, telomeric region
Molecular function (GO): nucleic acid binding
Source: RefSeq, a predicted model, not a curated record
AUGGACAUGAAUUUUGGCUUCGGAAAUGACGCAUUUUUUGAACAAGGGAACAGAUCAACGGAUAAAGAAGAUACAGAAAAAAUAAAGAAAAAUGAAUCAAGUGAAAUAAUAAAGAAAAAUAAUGAAAUAGAUGAAGAAAAGGAAUUGCCAAAAGAAUUGUGUGUACCUGUUACUAUAAAAUUAUUAUUAAAUAAAAUGGCAAACAAUGAAGAAUUUAAAAUACAUGAUUUUCAAAUUAGUGGAAUAAUUGUAUUUGGAAAAGUUUGUAAAAUUAAGGAACUAGCUAGUGCAACCAUUUUUGAAAUUUGUGAUUACACAGGAAAUAUUGAAGCAAAAUAUAAUAAAGAUGCAAAAAAUGAAAAAGUAAAAAAUCAUAUAGAAAGCAUAAAAGUCAAUGAUCAUAUUAAAGUAGUUGGAGUAGUAUACUCUCCAGAAAGUAAAACCGAACUAGUACAAAUAAGUAUAUCAUAUAUUAAUAAAGUUGAUGAUUGGGUAUCCUAUUUUUCUUAUUUCACCUCAGAUGUAAUAUACUGUUAUUUAAAAUUAUUAAAACUAAAAAAUAUAUAUGCAUCUAAUGGAACAAUUAAUGAAGAGAAACCAUGGUCUCAUAUAACAUUAGAUUCAUAUUACAAUCAUAUGGAUGAUAUUGACACAGAUAUUAUAAAAUAUUUACACACAACUGCAGAAAAAUAUGCAAAUCAGCAAGAUAUUUUUAAUAAUCUUCAAAAAUACCAUUCAGAAAUGAAUAUAAAGAAAUCGUUAACAAAACUUAUCGAACAGUACGAUUUGGCUCAGUAUGAAGAUAUCAUAAGCAUACCUUAA